Molecule: messenger RNA, 1239 nt
Organism: Epithele typhae
Lineage: Eukaryota; Fungi; Basidiomycota; Agaricomycetes; Polyporales; Epitheliaceae
Exons: 2
Coding region: 1-1239 (412 amino acids)
Source: RefSeq, a predicted model, not a curated record
AUGUCGACCCUCCCUCCCGAGUUGCAUGACCGCAUCAUCGACGCGGUCAGUGACGUCGCACCCGGUGCGCUCGGCGCAUGCGCUAGCGUCUGUCGCGCGUGGCGGCCUCGUGCUCAAUACCACCUCUUCUCGUCCACCACGGUCCGCGACGCCUGCAGCCCGAAAGCACCACACCGGGACUCUCUCAUCCACCUUCUCUCCGCCUCUUCGAUCCUCGCGUUCAAGAUCUCCGCUCUCACACUGCUUCGGUGCAAGCUCGACGACUCCGGCCGGUGGGAGGCCCCCGAUCUCGGAUGGAUCACAUCGCUCGCGAACCUCCACACGCUCACACUGAGUUCGCCUUACUGCCGCUGCACCACUGUGUCGAUGCACGUGCUCCUUCCGGUACUUCUCCAACUCCCCUCACUCGAGUCACUUCUCAACGGCGUCUUUAUCGGGAACCGCACCCGCAUCACAGCCGAGUCUGUUCCCCAGCUCGCCGCGGCCCGUCGAGGGUUCGGAAGUCUGCAGCACGUGCAAUGCAAGGUUUACAUCCCGGUGUCCCUCAAGCGUCACAUCUACCCUACCCCGAUCGAGAUCCUGUUUAACGAGCUCGUCAAGUGGCGAAUCGUCUCCCCGGCCAACUUCAAGACUCUGGAUCUCCCGCAGCACCUUCCUUGGGGCAGCCCGCAGGCGUCCCAGGCGUUCAUGGCUGCAAUCAGGAGGUGGAAGAUCGAGAGGUUCGGCGCGCUCUUCGUCGAGCGACGAGCGCCCGAGAGGCCCACGGUUACGUUCGGCCUUGUCGCUAAGUGCUUCGAAGAGUACUUCCUCGCCCUCUCCGACAUUCCGCAGCUGCCCUCUGCAUUCGUGGACUCGCUCGUCGCGCACUUCGCGCAGGCUUCCGCGCCGCACCCGGACCUGGAGGAGCUGUCCUUCACCAUCGUGUACCCGCCGAGCCGCCUGGUGUCGUACUGGAAGCCCGCACUCGAGCGGCUCGCUCGUUCGCUGUGCGACCGGAAGCGGUACUCGCGGUUCCGGGGCGUGCGGGUGCGCUUCCUGGUGCGGAACGGCGCGUGCGGGUACCCGUGGCCGAAGGAGGUCGGGCCAUCGCCGAGCGCGACGAAGUCGAAGGGGAAGCUUUUGUUCUCAGCGUUCGAAGACGGCAGGGUGCGCGUCGACGUAGAGGUGGAGACGUUCUGGGUGGAAGGCGUCACGGAAUCGUCGGAUGGCUGGGGAACCGACUUUACGUUUCUAGAUUGA